Messenger RNA from Dermatophagoides pteronyssinus (European house dust mite), 1254 nucleotides. RefSeq lists its product as uncharacterized. The record is from RefSeq and is a predicted model, not a curated record. NCBI's taxonomy places the organism in Eukaryota, Metazoa, Arthropoda, Arachnida, Sarcoptiformes, Pyroglyphidae.
AUGGAUAUAACGUUGGAUUUGAAAAAAGAAACUGUCCGAUCAAGACUAAAUCUUAAUGGUAGUUUGAUGAAAGUAUCUUCUUUUACGUUUCCUCCAUGGAUUGUUGGACAACAAAUAGGAUCAAAAUUUAUUGUAUUUGAUGGUUCUUUAUAUCAAUUACUUCUAUUCAUGGCUAAUUAUUUUAAUUUUACAUAUGAAUUUCAACUUUAUCAUAAAAUAGACUUAAGCAAGGAUGCUAAUGGAAAUCAUUCAAAACUGAUUGGAUCAUUAUUGAAUGGUGAAAGUGAUUUUGCUUUAGGCAAUUUUCCAAUAUUCUAUCCAACUAUUAAUCCAUUAGUUGAAACAUCCGAAAUAAUAAGUAUAAAUCGAUUGACAUAUAUUACAUUGCUACCGGAACCUGAAGAUGUUUAUCGUACAUUAUUUACACCAUUUGAUUCACAAGUUUGGUUAUAUUUUAUUGUACUCGUCUCAUUGCUUCAACGUGGUGAAUCAAAACAUUACACCUCUCAAAGUAAUGCAAUGAACGUAUUAAUUCAACUAUGUUGGUGGUUUGGUUUUAUUUUGAUUGCAUCAUAUUGAUCUAUUAUUGUUUCUUCACUUAAUGAUCAUAUUCGUUUUGCCGAAAUCAAUGAUUUAAAUCAUUUUAUUCGCUUGAUUAAAAAUGAUUUAUUAACACCAUUGAUUGGGCAUACUGGAAUGUAUAAUUAUUUUAUUGAGAAUCGAAAAACUCAAAGUAAAAUUUACGAAAUUUUAUCAAAUCAUAUGUUAUUGACACAUAAUUAUAACGAAGCUUUUCGAAUGAUGUUUCAAGCACGUGUAGAUAAAAAGUCACAACAACAUAUGCAUGCAAUUAUUGGUUUUGAUGUUUAUCUCGAAUUAUGGACUAGAAAUUUAGACCAACGUAUUUUUGCUGUUCAUGAUUCGGAUAAAUCAACAAUCAUCAAAGAACCUUAUGGAUUAUUAUAUCGAGCUAACUAUUCAUACGCGAUAUUUUUCAAUCAGUGCAUUAUAGUUGCACGAGAAUUGGGUUUUUUGAAUAAAUGGAUGUCAAAAAAAUAUGAUUGGCCAUCAAAUAUGAAAGAUGCUUUUGAACCAACAUUACCGUUACAACAAGAAUUAGAAAAUGAAAUUCUUUCCGCUAAGGAACAACAAAUAACAAAAAUAUUAAUAUUUGAAAAUGUUGAACAAUUUUCCCAAACCUAUCGAUUUAUUGGAAUACAUAAUAAUCUAAAUGAUUUACGUCAAAAAAAAUGA